ACUUCCAAAGCAGCUGCAGAGCGAGAAAAAGUAAGUUUUUCAUCUUUAAUUCCUGCUAAAUCAUCGACGUUGCUUAACAAUGAGGCUGCUUUAGUUCUUAAUAGUGUGCAAUCCAUGAAACACCGGAGUUGUGUCACGUUCGUUCGUCUUUCUGGAGAAGUUUCCUCCUUCGUUUCUUCUUCUUCUCUCCGCCUUCCUCCGUCCACUCCCCCGAAACUUUAAGAAAUUCACCUGCCGCCUGGAAGAAGGAAAAGUCACAGAGACGAAGCAGAGAAGGACCAAACUUUUCGGUUCCGACGAUGUGAACUUUCCGAGUUUAUUGUUUUAUUUCAGUUUUUUGUUGCCUUUAUUUUAAACCGCAGCUGAGACGUUUACGGCCCGUCGACACUGCGGGAUUUCUGAACAUUUAAAGUUAGAACAGCCACUUCCGCGUUUGGAUUUUCUUGCUUGUUUCUGAUAGCAGCAUGGACACCGAGCUGCAAGUUAUUAAAUCAUAUGUGGACGACGAAGCUGCAAAUUCUUCUAAUGAACGGCUUCUGAUGUUUCAUGGACAAAACAAGAAGAUGAAGAACAGAGAAAGUGAUCAAGAUGCUCAUCAAAAAUAGAAAUAAUCUCAAACCGCAGCUCUAUGUCACCAACAUCAUCAGCAUUUUGCAAAGUGAAAGAAUCCACCCACCACCCUGAGAUGACUUAUUCUAUUCCAGGAAAGGAAGGAAAAGGAUGAAUGCCCCCUGUGGUUUUGUGUUUUGUCAGAUCAACGGAGGUAAUGGGGAAGUGAUGCCUGUUGCAGCAGAAGGUCAAACUAAUGUGGGAAACACAAACUGUCUUCAAGAGGUGACAGUAAAUAAUGGUGAACAUGUGGCCAAUAGGAAUCCUGAAGCAACAGAAACGGAUGCUUUGGUUCAUGUGCAGAUCAACGGCGCUAAUGGGGAAGCGAUGCAUGUUGACCAUGCAGCAGAAGGUCAAAGGAAUGUGGGAAACACAAACUCUGCUCGAGAGAAUGGCUCCGUCUGUAGAGUAAAGAAGGAGCUGAAUGAGGUCCUCUUCUGGAAAGUCAAACUGUGGAUGAUUAUCAUCUUGCUCUUUGUCCUCAUCGCUGUUGUGAUUGUAAUUUCCUUGGCUGUGUGCUCAGCGAUCCAUGAGGACGUGGAUGACAAGUUUGACCCUUCAUUGUUUAAAAUUCCACACUAUUUCAAUGGGAGCUUCCAGUUGCCAAAUCAGGUCUUCCAAGAGGAGCUUUUAAACCUUCACUCCAACACAAGCCAAACACUCGCUGCAGAUCUUCAAAACAAGAUGGCUGACCUCUACAGAUCCUCUCCUGCUCUAGGGCGAUACUUCACCAAAGCUGAAAUACUUGCUUUCAGGAAUGGUUCAGUCAUCGCUGACUACAAGCUGACGUUUCUGUUGCCUGAAGAGCAGCAGGAUCAGCUGAGAAACUUCACUCUGAGCAGGGAGAUGGUUUACAACGUGUUUCGACAGUUUCUUUAUGACCAGGAGCCUGAUGAGUCAGCUGAGUCGGGGCCCAUGUACAUCGAUCCUGUUUCCCUAAAAAUGUUCUCAGCACAGUGAUGAUGAGAUUCAGAAAACCACCAUGUCCUGGUUUGUUUGUUAUUGAUGUGAGACGUUGACCAAGUCCUAAACCUCCAGUGAGUUGAAUGAUGCUGCAUAUGACUUGCGUGCAGUUUUCUCAUGAGUAUGAAUGUGGUGCGUCUUUUACCACAGGAAGCUAAAGUUGCGCAAACACGAUGUACAUCUGUCAUGUGGAUGACCGCAUUGUGUGUUAUGUGUGCAGGACUUAUCAGGUUAAAAGGGCACCUGUCUCCCGUCGAACUAAGUGGCUUAAUCCACAAGAGAACGACAACAAAAUUUAGAGCUUCUACGGGUUUUAAAAAACUGCUUUUUAUUUUUCCAUUUGAGAUUUUAUUGUGUAUAUUUGUGCAAGAGUAUUGAUUUAAAUGUCACUGCUGUUAUUUUUUAUAUUCCUUCCCUCGCUUAUCACUGUGAUUUCAUGUAUGACCGUUUGUACAGGAGGAAAAAAAAGCUGCUGUGAAGUGUUUUCUUAAUUUUCUUAAUGCAAAUGUUUCAAUUUGCAUAUCUGUGCCACUAUUUUGCGUCAUCCCGCUUGAUUUGUAAACCGGAACUGGAACGCAGCUGACACAUUUGCCUAGACAGCAACAAACACUACAGGAUAAUCAGCUUUAGUGCAGGAAGGUCAGUCUCACGCAUUCAUCUUUAAAUGCAGGCCCAUAUAAACUAUGGUGUCUAUACACAAAUAAUUCCUGCUUUGUGUAUUUUAUCACCAGCUGCAACACAUUUUACAUUUCUGUAUGGUUUUAUUUGCAAUAUAUAUACUGUAGUGAUUGUCCUCAUUGACCUCCUGUGUUCACACGGUUGAACAGUAGAGGGAGUCCAUGUCACACAUGCAACUAACAGUUCCUUUGUUUUUUUUCUCUGUGCCUUGCUUGCUUUUUGUGGCUCUUUUUGCAGAGAACAAUCCAGAGUUUGCAUAGAUUUUUUUUCCCGCUUAAGUACAACAGGCAGCAAGUUGUUGCAGUUAAUUAGAAUGGUGGCGCAUCAUUCACACAUUUUUAUCAAAUAGAACUCAGUCCUUACGUCAGAUUUCAUUCUGUUUUCUGGCAGUCUUCAUGUCAACAUGUCGGCCAUCUAAUGAGAUUACAGCUGUGAUUAAUGUGGAUGCCAAAUUGUCUGGACAUGAACAGUCAUUCUUCCACAGCCUGGUCAUUAGUCCUUUCUUCACCUGGUGGCAGUCUACAAGAUUUAUUUCUCAAAUAGAGGACAUUAUCUGUCUGAGCAUAAAAGUUAUUACAGUCGUUCUUUGACAGGUUAACUAGUUUAUUAUCCUUUUUACAACUGACAUCAAGAUCACAAUUCAUGUGGUGUAAACACAUGAGGUUGGUGUGGAAAUUCUACUUACAUUGCAGUACUUAUCUUUCAGAUAACAGCACACAUAAAAACAUUGCCUGCCUGGUUUUAGUAUUUUUUAUUUCACUGAAAGACAAGAUUAAUUGAGGACUUCAUGUUGUUGUAAUAUUGACUAUUCUGUUAUUUAUUUGUAUUGUGGUUGUGGUCGCUUCUUUCUGCUUGCUACUGUAACAGCUAAAUUUUCCUCUCGAGGAUCAACAAAGUAUUUCUAUUCUAUUCUGAAAAUACACAAUUUGAUGAAAAAGGAAUAUCAUGUGAGAUGAAUUUUGUCAUAAUAGUGUACAUGGAGAGAAAUACUGAGCUAUUUUUUCUCCUGGGUUACAUUUUAUUUCUGUAAAGGGGAAAUGAGUUUUCAUGUGCAGUCAAAUGUCCUCGCUGCAUGAUUGUCACAUGCUGGUCAAAAGGUCAAGUUUGACAGGCAGGGCAUAAGUGGGAUCCGGGGAUUUCGACAGUUUAUAAUACUGUACAUAAAACCAAAUCACGCCAUCUGCUCUUUGAAACCUUCAAAUAUUGCAAAUGUUGAACUAAAUGAGGCACAUUUCUGUUCAGACUCGGUUUAUUGAUUCAGACUAGACAACUUCAAUUCACCUAAGCUGCUCUUUGCUGUUAAAGUAAACAGUUUUCUUAAUCUGUUGGCAGCGCUGACAGAUUAUGUGUGGAACUGUGCAGCAACAUGGAUUCUGGUUGUGAAAACCUAAUAGUUGCUAGCUGCCUGUGUUGUCUGUAGUCGGCUGUGGUCCAUCUUUCUCGAUCCUAUUUUGAGAACAGUUAAUCGUCUAAAGCCAGAUUAAGUACAUAAUAAGCUCUCUGAGCUUUGAUAGCCUUGUUGUUUUAAAUAGCAGCCACUACUGUCAAGCCUCUGCCGAACUCUGCGUGAUCCUCUGAGAUAGGUCACACUCAGGUCUGUCAUGGGUCAACAGUGCUGGUUAAACGUGUAUCGAUCCAUAAUGAGAUGUGUGUGCAGGGGGUUUCCUGCACUGGUGUUCAAAGAUUAAAAACUGUGUGAAAAACCCAA
Molecule: messenger RNA, 3958 nt
Organism: Amphiprion ocellaris (clown anemonefish)
Lineage: Eukaryota; Metazoa; Chordata; Actinopteri; Pomacentridae
Product: TPA-induced transmembrane protein homolog
Exons: 8
Coding region: 721-1569 (282 amino acids)
Source: RefSeq, a predicted model, not a curated record